AUGUCUGCUUCAUUGGCUCCCGAAUGCAAUGAGGCCAAAGAAAAAUAUGACACAUGCUUCCUGAAAUGGUAUUCGGAAAAAUACAUUCGGGGCAACUCAGCAACAGAUGAAUGCGAACCCUUAUUCAAGCAAUACAAGAGCUGUUUGACGAAAGCUCUCAAGGAGCGAGGCAUUGAUUCUAUGCUGUCCGAUGCGCGAGAGAGCACCAACGAGACUGAUGCCGAACAUUUGCGUCGAUGA
Molecule: messenger RNA, 240 nt
Organism: Exophiala aquamarina CBS 119918
Lineage: Eukaryota; Fungi; Ascomycota; Eurotiomycetes; Chaetothyriales; Herpotrichiellaceae
Exons: 4
Coding region: 1-240 (79 amino acids)
Source: RefSeq, a predicted model, not a curated record